UACACCAAAAAAUCCCUGUUGCUGACAGCCCGUUUUCGGCAUUUAUCGGAAUCGAAACUUGAUGUAAGGCAAGUCAACUUCCUCGUCAGUUUCCUUGUCGUUGGCAAUUACUUCCAAGAUAAGAAACAAUUGAUCCUCGGGAAACUCCUUUUUGGUAAUACUGGUAAUCACGUCAGUCAUCUUCAUUGCCUUUCGUUCUUCCACUUUCUUCUUAUUGGCAAAGAAACUGUAAAGAAUCGAAACACCAUAAGAAAGCAUUGAGAUUUCCAAGUUGUACUCAUUCUCGAAGUAAUCCAUAAAUUCUGCCAACGUUAUGUUUCCCACGUUGACGUCCAAGGAGUCCCAAGCAGUCCAAUUCCAUUCCUUGCCUUUCAGCACUGCCUUUGUAGCCUUGGGUCCUGUUGGCUCGCUCAAAGUCAUGAAAGGAACAGCCAAGUUCAAAAACCCAUUCUUGUACGACUCGAUGGUAGUCGCCUUGCGCGGUGAUCCGAUGAUUUUGUAUAGUUCCAUGCAAAUCAAUCCUGUCACCAAUGCGGUCGUGGUAGCAAUCGCUGGAAUGAUUCUGCCAGCAAUGGCACGCGACCUGUGUGUAUCCUCGGUGGGAAUCGAGUAAUUCAAGGCGCGCAAGUUAGAGCAAGCCGUCACAAAUAACAUGUGGUCGUCAAGAUCCUUGUCAAAAUCAAUAGGAGUCAACUGAAAGCCUGCAAGAUCGGCUUGUUUCGGAAGGGAUUCCAAUAUCGUUGUAGCUUCUUCGUCAUCGGUGACCAUGCUAUCCUGGUUCGCCUUCGCUUCUUCGUCGUUAGCGGCAAUCUUUACACCAGAUUUGGGAGUAAAGUCAGGAACAAUGAUAUCCUUGAUUGUGGAUUCAAAGUAAUCCUUGUCGGUACGCCCUUUAAUACCGUACAUGGUGGCUCUCAGAUUAGCCGCAGCCACAAUGAAGUCAAGAUGGUUCGUCAUCUGGGCAUCUUCACACUGCGAAUUCAAGUCAAAGUUGAUUGCAACUGGGCAACGCUUCGAACCAGACCAAAACUUGGUCCCAGUGGAAGUCACCUGAUCCUUCGGAAAGUUAUGCAAAAGCUGGCGAAUUUGGUUAUUGAAAAGUUCCUCGAACUUCAGACGCGCCCAAGUAACACAAUCUUCGAAUGUGACAGGACGUUCAUCAACCAGAGUUCUUCGGAUACUUUGCAUCGUUUCAUUUCUGUUGUUGGGUUGUAGACUAGCUAGGUAAUCUUCGGGAGAUUGACUCAGAUACGCAUUGACAUCUUCGGCUGCUUGCUUAAACUCGCCCUCAAAGUAAUCUCUAGCCCAUUGCAAUGUAUGCUGGAUUUGGUUGGGGAAAUUCUUCAACGUGCAAACAGGAAUUGAUUUCUCUGGAGGAUCACGAGUGGCACCAUAGUUUUCAGUUACACCUGGGACGACAACUUGAGUGUUACCCUUCGUUCCCAACGUUCCACUUUCCAACAUGGGAAGUCGAUAAAAGACACACCGUUGAUCAACAUACAAACGAGCUUCGACAUUAUCGAGAGCCGUACAUACUCCGGAUAAUUUAUCAUAAAACUUAUCACUAAAGAUGUGUUCCGUGUCGGGAGCAACUUUUUCUUGCAGGGCCGUAAUCUUGAUGUUGGGGUUCAUCUCCUGUACAGCACGGGCUGCGGAGGAAGACUUGAAGUGGUUGAUAUCCUUGCUGCGGAAAAGAAACUGGCGGGAUAAAUUCGAUUUCUCAAUACGAUCCAUGUCCGUUACAGUGAUAUGUCCGUUAGGUCCACAUCCAACACCCUGUUUCCAAAAAGAGGCAUCAAAAAAUGAAAAAAUGAGAUGAACAAUUUUGAAGGAAAAUGAAACAUAUUUUUGAAGAAACUCUGCCAAGUGACCUACCAUCAAAGCCCAGUUUUUCAGCAUUUCGCAUCCAAUCGCUCCAGCUCCGACGAGGAAAUAAUUUAGGUCCAGAAUCUUUUGUUGGAUCUCCUUUCCGUAACAAGCGAUUUGAGAAUCGUAGCGCGAACCAUCAUUCUGGGCAGCAACUUCAUCGGCAGGCAAAAGUUCGUCUGGCAAGGUUUCGUCGGCGUCCAAGAAAAAGAACCCGUUGAUCGGAGAGAAUUUCCCGCUGCAUGCCUUGAGAACUUCCUGUCCAACAAUACCACCAAGGGCGGCACACAUGGGACUUAGAACUGCUUUGGCACCGGAGGCGAGUUGAAGCACGAUGCGUUCUUGAGCUGCUACCAAUGCAUCUUCUCCAGCUGCGGCAAGCGCUGCAUUCACAAUAUCCACAACCUUUUUGCAGGCAUCGACAUCUCCCGGAGUAGGAUAUUCACCGGCAUUCUCAGAACGAUACUCUUCUAACGCUUGAAAGCUCUUAUGCAACAAAGGAGGACGAUCGAAUUUAGCAAAGUCGGACAUCAUGCACUCUCCCAUGUCCGCCAAUCGCUUCUCGUAGGUUUCAAAAGCAAUCGUGACGGGUUGCUUGACUUGGGUAAUAUACCCUUGCUGGGGUUCUCCUGGAAUAGUGAUUGCUUUUCCGGCAUCGCAUUCAAUCUCGAACAUGUAAGGCCCCGUUACCUUGACCUUAUAGUUCUUGUUCGUUUCCAACCCUGGGAGGCCCUUGAGUCGAGCAAGAGUCACUAGGUCCCCGGUUUCUAGCCCAUGACGGCCUUGAUCCUCAAGGACUUUGACCACGACCUUGUUAUCUUCCUCGAAAACGGAUUCGAUCUGUGAAGUAGCAGGUGGGUUCCCAUCCUUAUCACUGCAAACAAAGGAAGCUCCAAAAUCGCAAAAAACUUUUCCGAAGGCGCCGCAAGACAAGGAGUAGAUGAAGGACGCAUUUACCAAGCGGCAUUUUUCGUUCAAUGCUACCAGCAAUUCCUUGCUGAGAGGAAUAGUGAUUACCAAGCAGGUGAUACCCGUAUCCAAUAGAGGAAGCAACUGCUCUGCCGUAAGGGCGGUCACUUCGGAGGCAACGCUAACGUUCACGUAAGGGUUCAAUUCCGCCAAGAGCGGUCGGCAAAUAUCCGCACGACUGAUGCCUGAGUUUACAUCUUCGGGCUUCAAGUAAAAAUUUCCACCGAGAUCGUAUGUGUUGGGAGGCAAGGGAUCAACCAAGACCAUGGAAUGGAUUCCAGCAAGAAUACAAUUCUUGGCUACUUCGGCACCGAGGCCCGAGCAUCCAACCAGCAAAGCUUUGGAGGCCAUCAUGCGACGCUGUGCCUCGUGCCCCAUUACAUAAAGUUG
This is a messenger RNA of Pseudo-nitzschia multistriata, 3225 nucleotides long. The record is from the annotation of a GenBank genome assembly. Lineage: Eukaryota; Bacillariophyta; Bacillariophyceae; Bacillariales; Bacillariaceae.